Molecule: messenger RNA, 1654 nt
Organism: Amphibalanus amphitrite
Lineage: Eukaryota; Metazoa; Arthropoda; Thecostraca; Balanomorpha; Balanidae
Exons: 7
Coding region: 1-1092 (363 amino acids)
Source: RefSeq, a predicted model, not a curated record
AUGUCGACACCUCCUCCGCCGCCGCCGCCGCUGCCGCCGUACGGCGAUAUGACGUCCGUCACAGAGGGUAACCGGAGACCACCGGAGGACGGCGCACAGUCGACGCCAAUCUGCCCUCCCGACAUCAUGUGCCGACUGACGUGCGCCAGCGCCGCGCUGAUGUGUCUACUGACGGUGACGGUGAUGGUAGGGGGUGUGUUAGGUAGGGUUGGGGCCGCGCCGGCCUCUGAGACAGCUCUGGAGAUAGACGCCGCUGACCGGGAACUGGACGUGGACUCUGCCGCGGACGUCUGCUGUCGGCGGGAACAGCACUUUGUGCCGGUGGGGCUUGACAGUUUCGGCGAAGAGCUUAUAAUCGACGUGGGCAAGUGCCGGCGGCACUGUCGCCACGGUCCGGGACGGCUCUCCAAGACACAGUUCCUGCAGCUCCUGGACUCGCACCGCGAUACGGAUCCUGUCGAGCUGUUCCUGCGGCGGCGCGCGCGCCAGGCCUCCUGUUCAGGCCCCAGUCGCUGUCAGCCCGUGGAGGUCGCCCUGGAGCGUCGUUUCACCCCGCGGGGUGUGGUGGCCCGCGAGGUGACCCGGCAGUGCGGCUGCCGCCGGCCACCGCCCUCCUGUCGGCGCCGCCGGCAAAUGGUGACCUUCCACCCGGGGACACCCCACCAGCGCCGGCUGGACGUGGGCGUCUGUGCCGGGCCCUGCGGCCACACAGCGGACAGCUGUCUACCUCUGAAAAAUAGAACAGUAUCUAUUCAUGGUCCCAAUGGUGCCGAGGUGAUAUCUGUCAUAGAAGAGUGCACGUGCACCCACGGCUGCUACAGGAUGGCACUGAUGGAGCAAGUUUACGACUAUACCGACUCACGAAAGCCGCACAUAAAGGUGGUGGACGUCGGCCAGUGUAUAGGAACGUGCACCAGGGAGCAGCACGGACGGGACUGCGUCUACAGCGAUCCGGUGACCUCCAAGUGUCUGAUGUCUCUGCAGUACCAGGUCCGCGGUUGUGUCGCCUCCGCUAGCAGAGAACACUUUUACCGAACAGAGGAUGGCCGGGAAAAGUCUCUGGUCAGCAUCAGCGAGUGUUCGUGUCACUGACCUUCCCGAAGCGGGCGCGGGUCUCCGAGGAAGGCACCGAUUGUGGGACAGUAUGAGAGGUCUACUAUACCUUCUACCUGUAUUGGCACUGAAAGCCAUUGGUUAUCUGUCCGUAACAUGUGAUCAUCUGCACUGAUGCACUGUUGAAUAAACACGGCCAAGUUGUAAAGUUAAGUUAAACAUGUCAAUGUUGAACGCUAGCGAAGAACUUUCUCGGAGGAAGUGAAUAUACAGCCUUCAUGCAUGUGUUUGUGUGUGGAACCUAACAUUGGGUGAAUAACAAUGCAGGCUUUUAGUAAAUUUGAACGCGUUCGCCACUCGAGAUUUGUUCUUUUUAAUAGUUCGUUAGGAUUGCAUAAUAACGCCUAACAGUGAUGUUAUUGUACAUAGUACAUACCUACAGUCAACACAAUUUAUCUCGCAGAAAACGUUUUCCUCAUGCUGCUACUCUGAAAGCUGAGGUGCUAAGCAUCCAUAGAUAUAAGCCGCUUGAGCUGUUUAUUUGUACUGCACCGUGUAUGUGAUGAGACAUUGUUGCCGUUAGAUGUAAAUGUUUUUGAUU